This is a messenger RNA of Jatropha curcas, 1968 nucleotides long. The record is from RefSeq and is a predicted model, not a curated record. NCBI's taxonomy places the organism in Eukaryota, Viridiplantae, Streptophyta, Magnoliopsida, Malpighiales, Euphorbiaceae.
CGGACAUAUCUCUCCUUCUUGCACUAUCAUCAGGCAAUAAGCAAAUUCAAUUAAAUUGAUUAAACAAAUUGUCUCUGUCGUCUUCUGCUCCAAUCGUCGUUUGUCUCAUUCUCACUUUUCUUCGAUAUAUCCGACGACUUUUUGCUCUUCGUUUGAUUCCCGAUUUAACGUACGAAAAAUAAGGAAUCAGGAACUCAAGAUUCCCCCCCUUUUCUUAUAUUUUCUCGGGUACCAAACAGACGCAGUAAUUUUCCGGCUAAAUUAAUUAAUCCUAACCCCAAGCUCUUCCGUAUGUCUUGUAGUUGUAGUUCUCAAGGUUCCAGCCGGCUUUGACCUCACUCUCUUGUACUCUUGUCACUCAUUUCUAAUUCUAGGGUUGUGCAUAGAUUCUGUGGCUUCUUUUUUAAAUACGAACUAAUUAUAAGCGAUAAAGAUUCUGUAACUGAUUGAAUUGAGAACUCGAGGAAGCGACGAUGGCCUCUGACUCUGUGGAUGCCAGAGAUGAAGAGGCGCCUUUGGUUGUUGAUAGUUUGCCGAUUCACAAACUGAAAAAUCAUACUAAAGACAUUCAUAUUCUUAGCUUUGGGUUUUUGCUCAUCUUCCUUGCUUAUGGAGCUGCUCAGAAUCUGGAGACUACAGUCAAUACUGAGCAAGAUAUGGGCACAAUUUCGUUAGGGAUAUUGUACCUGUCUUUCACAUUUUUCUCUUUAUUUGCCUCUUUGGUAGUUCGUUUGCUGGGGUCAAAGAAUGCUGUGGUUCUUGGGACGACUGGUUAUUGGUUGUUCAUUGCUGCAAAUAUAAAACCAACAUGGUAAUCACAACGAUUUUCUUUUUGCACCCAAUUAUUUCUUUUUCCAUUUAUAAAUAAAUUAUGCUCUGGUAAUGGAAAUAGUCAGCUUAAUACAUGAUAAAAUCUUUCUGCUUCCACAGCAUGCAGACACGCAAGAGAUUACAACUUACAUGAAGCAACUGUUAUUGGUAGCUUCAAUGGAGAAUUUUGGGGAAUGUUUGCAAGCCACCAGUUUGUUGGAAAUCUCAUCUCACUGGCUAUUCUGAGAGAUGGAGGGGAGGGCAGUACCAAUGGCACAACAUUAUUGUUCGUUGUGUUUCUUUGCAUUAUGACCUUCGGAAUGAUACUAAUGUGCUUCUUAAGUAAAAGGGAUUCCAAAGAAGAUGAAGGACUAGAAAACUCUUCUUUCAGUUUAUAUUCUUCUCUGAAAUCACUCUCAAAGUCAAUUAUCAUAGCUUUGCUUGACAUUCGGAUGCUAUUGAUCAUUCCCCUGAUCGCAUAUUCAGGGUUACAACAAGCAUUUGUAUGGGCUGAAUUCACCAAGGAUAUUGCGACUCCAGCACUCGGUGUAUCUGGUGUAGGUGGUGCAAUGGCAGUGUAUGGUGCCUUUGAUGCUAUUUGUUCACUUACUGCUGGUCGACUUACUUCCGGUCUUCAGUCAAUCACCUGGAUAGUAUCUGCUGGAGCUUUUCUUCAUGCUAUUGUAUUUCUCUGGAUUCUUCUGAAAUACAGUUUAACCAGUGGAAUAAUAGGCGUCAUAUACCCACUUAUCAUGGCAGCUUUGUUGGGUAUUGGUGAUGGAGUACUCAACACACAGCUUAGCGCUUUGCUCGGGAUACUUUUUAAGCAUGAUACGGAAGGAGCAUUUGCGCAACUCAAGGUGUGGCAAAGUGCUUCCAUUGCAUUUGUGUUCUUUGCCAACCCCUACAUCUCCUUGCAUGCAAUGGUGCUGAUUAUGUUUGCAGCAUUGUGUGUUUCAGUGGUGGGGUUUCUGUUUUUGACUCUCCAUGUAGAAAAAGCUUUCUCCUCUCCAAGUUCAUGAUAUAUUAUUUAGCAACCACUGUUUGAUUCCUGUAAAAUCUGUCUAAAUUGAAAAAGAAAUGUUCUUCUCAAAAUUUGUCUAGACACACACACAUAUAUACGAACGCAUUUCCAUUAAUUUUAAUACUUUUUGACUU